AUGGAAACAAAAUCAGCAAUUUCUGAAGCUAUGAUGGUUGCCUUCUCGACGGCUGUCUCUGUUGUACCAAAGAAGACCUCCAGAAAUUUAUCGGAUUUUAAAGAUAUAGCACAUUUAGCUGUUGCUGUUAAUGGAUUUGCUUUGACUCCGCGUCAACGAUUACUUAUUACUACAUCAUAUACAAAAUGGCAAAAAAAAAAGAAUAAUAAUAAUGAGACAGUUGGUCAAUGGGUACAUAAAUAUAUUUGUGAUAAUUAUAAAGAUCUUAAAAAAAUUUUAACAAAUCCAAAAAAUAAGGAUGCUGUUGAAUUAUAUACAAAAACAAUAACAUCAAUAAUUGAUAUGUCAGUAGAAUCAUUGGAAUAUUUAGAUGAUGCAUUAGGACCAUUAUUUGUAUCAUAUACAGCUGAAGGUGGUUUAUUAUCAGAAUAUGAAGAUUUAUUUAAUGAAUAUUAUUGGAAAUGUGUUUGUGAAGCAUUAUGCCAAUUUGGAAAAGAAUUAAGUUAUUCAAGGUUACUUCGUUAUGAUACAAUAUAUGCAUUUAGAAUUGUAAUAUUAUUUAUAUCUAAAAAAAUUACAAAUGGUCUUCAAAUGAAACAUGAAGAAUUUAGUGGGUGUAUUAAUAAUGAUAAUAGUUGUUGUAUAAGUAAAAGUGCAAGCAUCACGAAGAAUAAAAAGUUUAAGGAUACUUAA
Strongyloides ratti is the source of this 693-nucleotide messenger RNA. RefSeq lists its product as hypothetical. The transcript has 2 exons. Gene Ontology annotation, molecular function: oxygen binding; heme binding. Lineage: Eukaryota; Metazoa; Nematoda; Chromadorea; Rhabditida; Strongyloididae. The coding region runs from base 1 to 693 and encodes 230 amino acids. The record is from RefSeq and is a predicted model, not a curated record.